GAGUCCGCGGCAGCCUCCGCACGUUGGCACAUCAGGCGCGGCCUCGACAAAACCUGGCAGGACGAGCGUGAGCAGGACUUCGAGCGCCGGGCCGCGCCGGAUGGCGGCCGCGGAGAGACGGUCGCCGCCGAGCUGCGCAGCUAUGCAGAGCUCGGCGAGCUCCCGGGGCCACCAUUGCCGACACCCGGGCUGUCCGAUGGCCGCACGGCAAGCCUGCCCCCCUCGAGUUUACGCCGUCUCAAGCAUGUCGAGGCCGCAGUCGCCUGCGGCAUCGAGAGGGAGUGUGGCGUGGAUGUGUCUCGAGGCGUGGAUGUUUUCCGCUUGGUCUUGCCGAACCCGCAAAGCGGCGUGCGGACCACGACGAGGGUGCUCCUCGUCCAGACCGGAGAGGCAUUCCUUUGCGAGGAGCCCAUCUCCGAAGAUGCCUCCGAGACCGGUGUUCCGCACAGCUACCCGGCUGCUGAGGGAAGAGAUGAUCCACAAGACGGAGGGAGCUGGCUCGCCGUGGCACUGAUCUACUUCCGGGCGGUGCCAAAGCGCAGCCCCCUGUCCUCUAAAGUCGGGCGUGUCCCGGCUUUGCACGUCUCCAUAACUUUGGACGAUGGCACCGAGCAGGCCAUGGAGUUCAUCGGGGUGCACCAAAGGCGCUACUACGUGGAGGAUCCCGCGUCGGACGCGCUGGCGCAACACCUGACGGAGAGCCUUCUUCGGGUGGCCUUGGAGUUCAUCUUCCACCCAUCCCGCAGCCGCUUCGCCAAAGAGCGGGUGCUGCUGCGCGAGUGCAGCUUGGACAAGGAGGCGCGGCACAGCCGCGAGGAACUGCUACCCAGGAUGGUCGACAGCAUCCGUCAAUACAACGACAAGAUCAAGGAAGUGAAGCUUGAGAUGGGUGCACCACGCCCGCCCGCCAACGCCGCCCGAAAGGAGAAAAGCUUCCUGGCCCUGGACGAGGAUGUGUUGAAAGUGGCGCCUGCCAAAGAGCAGGUCCAGUCGGCGCCGCCCGCGGGAAGCGCGUUUCGCGGCAUGAAGACUGGCUUUCUGAACUCCGACAAGGCCAAGAAGCGUGGUCUUGCGUCGGCUACGGCUGAGGCCGGGGUAGGAGCCGCUGCUGCCUCCUCCUCAGCGGCCUCCUCGUCAACGGAGGGCCUCCGUCCCCAAACUACGACUCUGGACGGGUCGGCCAGGCCCCCUGUGGAGACAACUGCGGAGGAGAAGCGACAGCUGCUUCUUCCGGCCGCCGAGCCUGCUCCCAACGAAGCGCGGGCCAGGGAGGUCGCCUUGGCCCUACGUGCCGCUCCAGACGCAGCAGCGGAGGAGGAGCCAGACUCCCCCGAGGACGGAGGUGGACCGGCGAGCUUGACCGAGCUGGCCAACCAACUCUUUGGGGUGGCCAGGGUUAUGCCGCUCAGCCAAGAGAACUUGGCAAUGCUUGCAGCCCAGAACGAUCCAAGAAUCAUGCACGUUGGAGCAGUUAGCGAGCAACGCCUUGCCACUGGUAAUGUUCCAGGUCUAGGCUCCAUGAACUCUUGGAACAUGGUUCCAGGGCUAAGCACCCCAGCAUACUCACCGACAGAGAGAGCUCCUUCAAUGUUCUCUCCGACGUUCAAUGCCCAGAACAUAGACCGUAGGCAGCUCCAGAUGAAUCAAGUCGACGCAAGGCAAUUGGCGCUGAGCCAGGUUGACAUCCACGUCAACGCCGACACUGGGCCAGCCGUUGCCAUGGCCGCAGAGGCAGAGGCCAACGAAACCCCGUUGGAAGAGCUCCUGCAACAAGGUUGUGAUGAGGAACUGUGCGCCCUCAAAAACGGCACUCGCGCGUCGGCGGAUGCCUGCGUCAGGGCCAUGAUUUGGCGCAGCGAGAAGUUGCAAGAGAAGCCCACGCUCACAUGGUGA
Messenger RNA from Symbiodinium natans, 1893 nucleotides. The record is from the annotation of a GenBank genome assembly. Lineage: Eukaryota; Dinophyceae; Suessiales; Symbiodiniaceae.